This is a messenger RNA of Boeremia exigua, 1038 nucleotides long. RefSeq lists its product as uncharacterized. The transcript has a single exon. The record is from RefSeq and is a predicted model, not a curated record. Lineage: Eukaryota; Fungi; Ascomycota; Dothideomycetes; Pleosporales; Didymellaceae. Bases 1 to 1038 code for a protein of 345 amino acids.
AUGACUUCAUGCUGCCGGACAUGCUACCAUCGCAACCACGCCGUCGCCUCUGCACAAUCAACCCCUUCGCUUGUUAGUCUAAGCCUCGUUGCCCUCACCUUCAAGGAGGACAUCUCACCCCGUACAAAAUCGUACUCUGCACUCACCAACCUGCUGAACGACAUUAUCGAUGCGACCGAUUCGUCGUUACACCCGACAACAUUCACCCUGUGGUCUCCAUGCCUGUCGGACCCUAGAGUUGCUGUGGUUGUAACAACACUGAGCGAAUGUUCAGAUGUUACAUGUCCCAUCUAUAAUGACAUUUUCGCGUUCCUCGCGCAUCCGCCCAGUAUACAACAAGUAUACCUCGAUUACUCUAUUCUCUCGCUUGCCACACUAUCUCCAGAGCGAUCAAUACCAUGCGAUAUAAUGGCGUUGAAAGCACCUAAUUCCGGCGUUGCUGCGUCAAUCGGCAAGCAUUUCGGCUGGCAGCCCAAGCGUUCGUCCUUGUCCAUGCAGAUGCAAAACACAGUACCAGCGUUUAGUCGGCCGGGUGAUCUGAUCCGGGAUUUCUGGGCAUGGGCUGAAGUACCCUACCAUGGCCGCAAAUCGCGAUCCAGCUCGCUUGGAUCCAGCAGCACCCACCUGCCAUCGCCGUUGAUGAGCACUAACUCGGACGAGAAGAACAUGUCGCUCUACUUCGCGGAGGAUGAAGACGAGGCAGACGAUAUCGAUGAGGCGGACGAGGAGGCUUUGGUGAUGAUAUUCCAGUGGCACGACCAUGCGGCUGCAGAGCGGUUCAAGCACCCGCUUCAGAAGAGCUACGGGCCCAAUGGCGAAGAGGUCAGAAGCGAUCUGUGGGAUGAACAAGUCGCGCGUCCCUUGCGACAUUUCCAGAGCCAUGGCGCUAAGCUAGAUACCUACAAGGUUGAGCUCAAGGCUGUAGAGCCAAGGAUGCGAGCGGGCUUGCAGACGACUGGCAGAGAACGGAGCGGUAGCAAGCGCCUGAGCAUGAUGGCUUUGGAGCUAGGGGAGAAAGUCAGUGGAAUCUGGCGAUGA